AUGGUGCCUUCGUUGCCGUCGAGAUCUACUUCCAUCUCACAUCUCGGACGUCCGCCGGUUUUGGGAGCUGUAGCGAUGAGAGUUCUCGUCUCUUUCCUUCAGCCUCCCGGAUCCGACGUCUCGCUCUCCGAGCCUCUCUCACCGCCGUGUGAGUACUCUUCCGGAAAGGCCGGUGCCUCCUCCAAAACCUCCAGAUCCACUGGAUUUUUGGCGCUCUGUUUCUUUUGGCCGUUCAACCAUUGUCUUUUAUCCUUCACUAAGGAAUCUGACGCUUUAACCAGAGAUCUUGCUUUCACUGUUCAUGCCAUCACAGUUGGAAGCCUCUCCGGUGACGUCUUCCUGAAGCUGGCCGCCGCCGUCAUUAGUACUGGUCUGGAGGCGAAUAUGUUACAUGGGCCGCUGGGUCCAAUUUGCCUUUUAGGGUUAGUUAUUUCUUCUUACUUCCUGGGUUAG
Messenger RNA from Microthlaspi erraticum, 453 nucleotides. The record is from the annotation of a GenBank genome assembly. Lineage: Eukaryota; Viridiplantae; Streptophyta; Magnoliopsida; Brassicales; Brassicaceae.